AUGGAUCAAGCCGAACAGAGCGCAUGGGCAGCGUUGGUGAAGGACCUCAAAGUCGAUCAAGGGCAUGGCGUACUAGGCGCUGGCAUCCUCAUCUACGAUCCACAUGGUGGCGUGGUGUAUGAGGAAGGCUGGUUCCGUGAGGAAGUUUCCGCGGAGGCGAAGGUGUUGAUGCAUGCCGUGUUGUCGGACGUUGUCCUGGCGCGGACACACCGCGUUGACCUGGACGGACAUGUGUUUCAUGUGGUCGAGAACGUGUACGGAAACAUUUGCGCCGUGGGACGAAGGCGGAAGAUGGGUCUCAUUAGCCAACGCUUCUCCAUGGGUAUCCUCGUGGUGAUGUUCCGAUACCCAUACACGUUGCAGACCGCCGUGCCUGUCGUCGCCAAGUUUGGACAACGCUUGCGUGCAUGAUGGGUUCCAUCCAGCCAAGGUUUCCGCCGUGGCGUCACCAAGCCAGAUGUCCCCUCCAUAGUUGAUAAACUGAUAUAUUUAACUGGUUAAUGCAUGCGUUGGAGCUGUCGAUGCAUGUGAUUUCGCAUGAGCAUGCGCAGCAUGGUGCCUCCACAGCAGAGAAGGACGCUAGUGCGUGACGGAUCGAACUUGACCGACCAUACGACCAACGUGUCGAAGGUGUUGCCGCGGUCCGGAAUGAAGCUCACCAUCGCAUGGUACCCUUCCAACCACAUGCCUUGGUCCACGAGUUUGAAAUGCACGCUGCCAAUGCGAUCGUCGUCGUUCGCGCUUCCACCCCUAGGCACCGCCACAGAUGUCACGCGUUCCUUGCCAUGGACAGUGUCCCGACUCGAUCCCGCCGACACCACUCUGUGCUUGACGGUGUCAUUGUCGUCAUACCAGCAUCGAUCGUUCCAUCUCUGGAAUGCAUCGUAAGCAGACACCCCACGAAGGAAGAUACUCGCUUCGACCUCGUGACCGUCUGCUUGGAAGAAGGCAUCGGCAGCGGCGCGGUCAAUGUAUCGCUCGACCAUGAUUUUAAGAAAG
Aphanomyces astaci is the source of this 999-nucleotide messenger RNA. RefSeq lists its product as hypothetical. The record is from RefSeq and is a predicted model, not a curated record. NCBI's taxonomy places the organism in Eukaryota, Oomycota, Saprolegniomycetes, Saprolegniales, Verrucalvaceae. The coding region runs from base 1 to 411 and encodes 136 amino acids. The transcript has a single exon.